Messenger RNA from Salvia splendens (bonfire salvia), 3597 nucleotides. RefSeq lists its product as uncharacterized. The transcript is spliced from 15 exons. The record is from RefSeq and is a predicted model, not a curated record. Gene Ontology annotation, biological process: transcription initiation at RNA polymerase III promoter. NCBI's taxonomy places the organism in Eukaryota, Viridiplantae, Streptophyta, Magnoliopsida, Lamiales, Lamiaceae. The coding region runs from base 1035 to 2855 and encodes 606 amino acids. Gene Ontology annotation, molecular function: protein binding; histone acetyltransferase activity. Gene Ontology annotation, cellular component: transcription factor TFIIIC complex.
UGGUUAUUGUUACCAUUUUACAAUAAUUAUAAUGUUAAUGAUAGUAAUUAAUGUAAUCAAGAAUGAAGCAAAAAUACAAUGUCAAUGGAAACUCAGCAACAAAACUCAGCAUCUAUAUUGUAUUGUAUCAGAAGAAAUAAAACAAAAUUGAAGAACACUCAGUACGUCAAUGAAGUGAUUACCCAUCGUUUUCGGCAGUAGAAGCAGAAGACGAUGGCGGAGAACUGAAGUAACGGCGGAGCUGCUUCGUCAGAAUUGCAUCCGCAGGACUGCAAAACCACAGCCAUGGCUCCGGCUUCAUCGGCGCCGGAGUUGAAGAAGACGGCCGAGAAUUGAAAUUGCCAAAAUAAGUGCGGAGCUGCUUAAUCACCACUGCAUCCGCUGGACUGCAAAACCACAUCCACGGCUCCGGAUUACCUGUUGAAAACGAGCUUUUUUUCGGUGAUACUUCCAUGGCUUUAUCGCUCUCAAAUUUCUGUCAAUGAAGUUAUAUCGAAAUUCUGUCAAUUGCAGCUUCUCCCAAAAUUCUGUCAAUUGCAGCUUCUCCCAAAAUUCUGUCGAUUGCAAUAUUUAUAGAGUAAAAAUCAGGUGUUGGCGAUGGAAAUUUUUUUCGCGUUUGAUUAGGAUUUGGCAAUUAGGUUAGAAUUAGGAGUAGAAAUUGAACAGUUUAUUUAUGGAUAUUGUUGCUAUGUGCCCUACUUUUAAGCAUCAAUAUCUUCAACCGUAUCUCAUUAUUUCCUUACCGAUUCAAGGUUUAAAGUUUCCUUUUAUUCAAUUAAUCAAUAUUAGUAUUUAUUUAAUUUAAUUUAUUGUAAAUUAAAGUUAAUUAUGUUGUAGGUUGCUGCAGAUUACUCGCAGUAGCAGAAAUCGACUCGGCUCGGCACCACAGCAAAGAGAGAAAGUCAAAAUCAGUUCUUUUCUUAUUCUUUUUUUUUUGCCGCCAUUGCGAAGCUUACAUAUUUAUUGCGAGCAGCGAAUCGAUUGUUCAGUUUAACCGAAAAAAGAAGAACGAUUAUUCAAUUUUCUGAUGUGCUAUGUCCUGCUUCCAAUCAGCCGUCGUCGCAUUGCAGACUGAUUACCCCAAGGCCGUCGUCUGGUCGGAAGAGAAUUUGGUGGCGGUGGCGUGUGGCGCAGCUGUUAUAAUUCUGAAUCCUCAUACUCCUAAAGUUCGAGGUGUGAUUACCGUUCCAUCUAGCAAUCGCUUUCCCACUGGGAAGAUUGAUGUUGAUGGCGGAGGUGCGGAUUUGCUAAAUGGGUGCUUGCUUCCAUAUCAUUUAUCAAGGGAAACUCGUCCUUGUGUUCGGUUGAUUUCUUGGUCUCCUGCAGGUCUCGCCAAAGAUGUUGGUUUGCUUGCUCUUUGCACCACCAGUGGGCAUGUGAAGCUUUACCGCCGUCCACAUUGUUCUCCGGAGUGGAUAGAGGUUGUGAAUAUAUCUGAAGUGUUAUAUAAUUACUACAAGAGCACCAAUUUUGGGGAGUGUCAAAUUGUACCCUUGGAAGGUUCUGACGUUAUACCAAGACAAGAUACUGCAAAUAAGGGUACACAUUUGAGAAGACAAAAAACAGCUAAUGUAGUAUCAGAAGACCAUGAAAAUUUGGGUGAGAAGAACAAUUGGCAAAUUGUUUCCUCCUCUUUCUAUGAAGGGGACCCUCUGGAGGAAGUGACGGAAGACUGUCUUCCAUUAAUAUCUGCACAGCAGUAUGCUUCUCGCAAUGAAAUGCUAAUGUCACUUAUUAUUGCUUGGUCUCCAAUUCUGGAGACAUUUGGAAACGAUGUGGCUUUCAGUGUUGUUAAAAUCGCGCCCCGAGAGCGCUUGGGUCGCGGGUCGCAAGGGUCGAGACCGACGUCGCCCCAUUGUGGGUGGGUGGGUCGAGAUUCAGGGGUCGCCGUCGGGGCGGCUGAGGCGGCUGGGGCGAGCGGCUGGGUCGAGCGGCUGGGGCGAGCGGCUGGAAGAAGAAGAUCCUCGGCCAUGGCUGCUCAGAAAUGGGUCUGUGACUCUGUGAGAAUGAAGAGAGAAGAAGGGAUGGGAAUGAAGAAGAGAAGAAGGGGGGUUUGCGGUAAAAUUUCAUUGUGGAGAGUUCGUGCACCUGAUUGCUAUUCUACUGAUAAUGCUGGGCACGCGAGUGAGGUUCGACUUUUUGGCCUUGAGAAGGCACAUGAUAGCUGGAUUACAGCAAUUAGUUGGGUUAGAUAUGGGUCUAAUGAUUCAAUGACCCAGUUUGCAUUGGCUACUGGGAGUUCUGAUGGUAGGUGCAUCUGGCUGGUAAAUGGUGAAAAAUUACUCAAGGCGUCUGAAGUUAUCAAUGAUUCAUUAUCAUUGUUGAGGGAGGCUGCGACUGUUGAUUCUUCUAUGAUAUCUGUACUUUCACUUACUGUGCCCGCUCGAUCACCAACGAAAUUGUUCUUGGCUAUUGGCAAAAGUUCCGGAUCCUUUGAAUUGUGUACCCUUGACACAUCUACUGGCAAAUUUGACAAUAUUGGCUGUUAUAAUGCACAUGACAGCACGGUUUCUGGUUUAGCUUGGGCGUUUGAUGGACGUUUGUACAGCUGUAGUCAGUUCGUUGGAGAAUCUCUGUCUGAAGUGCCACUUCCCCGAAGCAGUCCUGGUUUGAAGAGCUCCACAGAGUUCGCUCAUGCAUUAGACUCUUGCUUUGGUCUAUCGGUAUCUCCUGGAAAUUUGGCAGUUACUGUGGUUCGCAGAUAUGACAGUGAUCUACUAGAUCCGAUGUAUGAAGGAAGAUUACUUUAUUCUGAGUCACAAGAUGGACCAAGAGAUAACAUAGAAGAGAGAGCUCCAAAUUUUCUCAUCAAGUCUCUUGGAUGGUGCGUCUAUCCAUAUGAUAAAGCAAGAUAAUGGAUCAUUGGGCAAGCAAAAGACGAGAUUCUACCACAGGCAUCCAAAAUGCUGGAUUUGCAUCAAAAAAUAAUGUGGUGGAUUGCUUCGAGUUUCUCCUUACACAAAAUGCAAAACUCAUCUUCGACUUAUGUUAAGUUAAAUCUAAAGAGUCUCUCCUCCGUGUUUAAUUUGACAAGACAAGCCAAACUAAAAUUAUUUAAUACUAGUAUUAUAAAGUACAAGAGCAUUAUUUGGACAACUUAUAUACACUAAGCUUAGACCGCCAUCAAAGAUUUCAUUGUUAUAUAUCAACUUGUCUAAAUAAGACAUUGAAAACAUGGAAUAUAACCGUGUUCCCUUUAACUAAAUUUAAUAUGGUGUGACUCAUUCUCUACGAACAAGACUUUAAAAACAUUUUUUUCUAUUUCUCUCUUACUUUACCAAUUAUGCAUUAAAACUCGUUUCGAGCUAGAUGUUCAUACUUUUCAUGAUCAGAUGGAAUAUUAGUCUUAUAAUGAAACAUGAGUGAAAUAAAGUUAGUACAAUAUCAGGCUCAUUACCAAAAAUAAUAUAAAAGGUAAAUGGAACAUUUAUUGGUGGACAAACGAAAAUGGUUAAAUGGGACGUUUAUUGGUAGAUGGAGGUAGGCAUGCACAAACCGGCCCGGCCAGCCGGUUAACCGGCGGUUCGGAACCGCCGGUUCAUGAACCGGAACCGGUGGGUUGAACCGGCAGAAGGGUCGGCGGGUCGUAAGGACCGG